AUGGCAGCCUAUGGAGGAAUUCGCUUUUUGUUAGCUCGCAGUCUCAUAUUACUUAUCUUUUGUACACUCGCCACGGCAAAUGAAUUCCGCAGGCUCGGCGCGGCCGGUUCCGUUGACGCCAAUGAAGCACAACCUCCUACCGAAAUGAAACCCCACAUCCCAGAAACGUCCUCAGAUGCCGCCCUGUACUCCAUAAUAGCUGCUUCUGAGGAUGAAGAACAAUAUGAUACACAACAGAACUACCCUCCAGGCUGUUUCAUCAACGGUCAAAACCGCUGCCGAGAUGCGCCUAUAACUGGCGUGCGGGAUUACUUACGGUCCUUGGCCGUGAGGCUCUCAGCUGUUAGCAGCGUUGGGAUUGAUUACAAUGACCGCCAAUUAGUGGACGCACUCGAUAGAUUGGGGUGUAUGAAUGUGGCAGUGAUAGAUCUGGACGAGGUGCAAGUCACUGUGGGUUUGGUACGCCAAAUGAUGCUGUCCCGCGUGCGCAUAGACAAGCAGCAGCUUCAAGAUUUCAGCAGCAAGUGCAACAAUCAGCUGCUGCCGCUGUCAUUCCAUCAGCAUGAACGCGCAGUAGACUUGAUGAGUAGAGGCCACCUCAACAUCGAUAAGUCAUGCGAGGCAGAGAGGACUGGAGGCCAUCACGACCCAGGCUUCGCUUGCGGGCCCACAGGGGCCUCCGCCUGCAAGAAUUUGAACAUCCCCGGUUCUUCAGCCCUAGAGGGUACUUCCCACUUUACGGGGCAGUACAACUGCAACCCUUCAAUCUACGCCCACAGGCCCUUCGCUUGCCACGCUGGUGACCUUAGUGGCAAGUUGGGGAGUGGGACAAAUGUGUCCACUGACUCCAACAGGCCGGACCUUCGCCUUAUUGCCUUUGACAGCCACGCUGACAAUUCUUGUGUCGCCUCCGAAAAAAAGCAGUCCCUAGUUCUUCAUUGCCAGUCAACAAACUAUAGAAUAGCCUGUGCGCCGUUCCAGCGAGUGGAAACAGCGGGGAGACGCAUGGUGACUUUGUUACGGGAGGUGAUAAAAGCCGCCGUGUUGGCGAUCCCCCAUUCUACUGAGCAUAGGUCCGUGUUCGCGUCGCUGGUGCUUCUUAACGAGCUGGAGAAGAGAAUUGCCAUACUAGAAAAGGCAGCGAACAUCAGAAGGCCCCAUCAAGGGGGCAACCCCUUCCCGCCCGCAGAUACAGACGCAAGUGAACAUCUCGCGCGAAUGGUCGACUAG
Molecule: messenger RNA, 1230 nt
Organism: Eimeria necatrix
Lineage: Eukaryota; Apicomplexa; Conoidasida; Eucoccidiorida; Eimeriidae
Exons: 5
Coding region: 1-1230 (409 amino acids)
Biological process (GO): superoxide metabolic process
Molecular function (GO): metal ion binding
Source: RefSeq, a predicted model, not a curated record